Messenger RNA from Vitis riparia (riverbank grape), 1285 nucleotides. RefSeq names its product ribulose-5-phosphate-3-epimerase, chloroplastic. Gene Ontology annotation, molecular function: metal ion binding; D-ribulose-phosphate 3-epimerase activity. The coding region runs from base 98 to 946 and encodes 282 amino acids. Lineage: Eukaryota; Viridiplantae; Streptophyta; Magnoliopsida; Vitales; Vitaceae. The transcript has 10 exons. The record is from RefSeq and is a predicted model, not a curated record. Gene Ontology annotation, biological process: pentose-phosphate shunt, non-oxidative branch; carbohydrate metabolic process; pentose-phosphate shunt. Gene Ontology annotation, cellular component: cytosol.
CGGAGAAGAGGAAUACACAACAAACUCUCUCGUCACCUAACCGUUAAAGCUUCUUCAGAACGAGUGGGAGAGAAAGAGAGACAGGGGCAGAGAGAGAAUGGCGACUGCUUCAUUGGGUUCGUCUACUCUUCAGUCCCAAAUCAAUGGAUUUGGUGUUAAUAAGCUUCAAAGAUCUUCUCUCUUUCAACCCACUUCCUUCACCUUUUCAAGGAGAAAAUUUAGUAGUGCAGUGAAGGCCUCAGCUCGGGUUGAUAAGUUCUCAAAAAGUGACAUCAUUGUUUCUCCAUCUAUUCUGUCUGCUAAUUUUGCAAAGUUGGGAGAACAGGUAAAAGCAGUGGAGUUGGCAGGUUGUGAUUGGAUUCAUGUUGAUGUAAUGGAUGGUCGCUUUGUUCCAAAUAUAACAAUUGGACCUCUCAUUGUUGAUGCCUUGCGCCCUGUGACAGAUCUUCCAUUGGACGUGCAUUUGAUGAUAGUGGAACCCGAGCAGCGAGUUCCAGAUUUUAUCAAGGCUGGAGCUGACAUAGUCAGUGUCCAUUGUGAGCAAUCUUCCACCAUCCAUUUGCAUCGCACAAUUAAUCAAAUUAAGAGCCUGGGAGCUAAAGCUGGAGUUGUUCUAAACCCUGCUACACCACUAAGUACAAUAGAAUAUGUCCUUGAUGCGGUUGAUCUGGUAUUGAUUAUGUCUGUAAAUCCUGGGUUUGGUGGGCAGAGCUUUAUUGAGAGCCAAGUAAAGAAAAUCUCAGACUUGAGAAGAAUAUGUGCAGAGAAGGGAGUGAAUCCAUGGAUUGAAGUGGAUGGAGGGGUUGGCCCAGCAAAUGCAUACAAGGUUAUUGAGGCUGGAGCCAAUGCUUUAGUUGCGGGUUCUGCUGUUUUUGGAGCUAAAGACUAUGCUGAAGCUAUAAAAGGAAUUAAAACCAGCAAGAGGCCUGUUGCAGUUGCAGUAUGAGUCUCAACUCCAAAUGAUUUGAUCCAAGUUGGUAACAUGCCCAAGUAGAGAGCAGCAUAUUGAUAUCUUCAUGUAUUGUCAGAUGUCCUGGUACUUUCUGGUUGAUUUAUCUGGUCUUGGAGAUGGAACAAUAAGACAAAAGACAAGUUCCCUGCAAGAGUGCAGCUAAGGAGAACUUGUGAGCCAUAACCUGCAUAGGACUUUAAUAAUUCAAACUUAUAUCGGCGCCCUUCCUUGUAACAAAUCAUUAGUUCCAUGGAUGUCCAUUUUAAUGAAGCGUUUUAUAUGUAUGUGUUAAAAGCGUGAAAGAACAAAAAAAAUAAAAUGUUUCUCCUACAA